This is a messenger RNA of Lutra lutra (Eurasian river otter), 4826 nucleotides long. RefSeq names its product kelch repeat and BTB domain containing 7 (gene KBTBD7). NCBI's taxonomy places the organism in Eukaryota, Metazoa, Chordata, Mammalia, Carnivora, Mustelidae. Gene Ontology annotation, molecular function: protein binding. The record is from RefSeq and is a predicted model, not a curated record.
UGAGAUGUUGAGACCCACCUGUUUAAUAUGCCUUAUCUGCUUUUUUGAGGACACCUAAAAUGGUGUUCUCUAGGAUCUCAUCUUUGUCUAAGACAUCCUAAUGAACCUACGGAUAUCGUUUAGUAUUGAAAAUAUUGUAAUAACCUUCAGAACCCUUCGAAAGAAGCAACAUUAUAAACAAAGUUUUCUUGCAGAAAAUGCUCAUGGUUUCACAUGUUCUGGGUAUCUCAUUUUUUUUUUAACAACCCCCCCCCCCAAAAAAAAGCUAACAAAGAUCGACUCUUCCUAUUCUAGGCAUGGUGUAAGCAUGUAAUUAUUCUAAUCAACAACUAUUUAUUGAAGCGCCCUAUGUCCUCUCCAAUUCAUCUCAUUCAACUCUCACACAAUCCCUGAAAACUGUUAUUCCCACUUCACAGAAGGAAAAGUUCUCAGAGGGAUGCCACACAAUUAACGAAUACUAAAACGGAGAUUUUACCGUGGAACUUCAAAGCCAAUCCUGCAAACCAACAAAUCCAGGAGAAUUAACGCUUUCAAAUUCUGUUAGCUUAGCAGUUCGCCCCAAGAAACCUCGCGAUAUUACUCAAACUACUACUCCCAAGAUGCACAGCGGCUUCUGUCAGUCCGCUUAUCCCCUUGAGUCUGGAGGGCCCCGGCAUGCCUCGAGGCGCGAAAGGCAGCCUGGGAGCUGUAGUUCUCGGAGGCCUACCGGUAUUGCCAGCGCGGCAGUGGCGGCUUUCUUGGUUCCGUCCAGCGGGUCCUGUAAACGAACUGAGGCGGAGAAAGGGCGCGGAACUGGAAGAGGGUGAGUCAGGCACUGUCUACGCGAUAAAGGGAGGCGGCACCGCGGCUCAGGGCUGAGUUGAGUAAGUGCGGCCCCUGCAGUCUAUUCAGGGACGCCGCGAUCUAGCGCCUUCGAAAAGAGGGCGAGGAGGAGCCAGAGCCCGGUCCUUGCACCCAUUCUCGCCCUCGUACCCCGCCGCCAUCUCCACCAUGCAGUCCCGGGAAGAAGCUCCGCGCUCUCGCCGCCUGGCCAGUCCCCGCGGCGGGAGGCGACCCAAGAGAAUUUCCAAGCCUUCUGUUUCAGCUUUUUUCACGGGCCCGGAGGAGCUGAAGGACACGGCUCAUUCUGCAGCCCUCCUGGCACAGCUGAAGUCCUUCUACGACGCGCGGCUGUUAUGUGAUGUGACUAUCGAGGUGGUGACACCUGGCAGCGGGCCUGGCACCGGCCGCCUUUUUUCCUGCAACCGUAACGUGCUGGCUGCCGCGUGUCCCUACUUCAAGAGCAUGUUCACCGGUGGCAUGUACGAGAGCCACCAGGCAAACGUGACCAUGCAUGAUGUGGAUGCCGAGUCCUUCGAGGUGCUGGUCGACUACUGCUACACGGGUCGCGUGUCGCUGAGUGAGGCCAACGUGCAACGUCUUUACGCGGCCUCUGACAUGUUGCAGCUCGAAUAUGUGCGGGAAGCCUGUGCCUCCUUCCUAGCCCGCCGCCUUGACCUGGCCAACUGCACUGCUAUCCUCAAGUUUGCUGACGCCUUCGACCAUCACAAGCUGCGAUCGCAGGCCCAGUCCUUUAUAGCCCACAAUUUUAAGCAACUCAGCCGGAUGGGUUCAGUAAGGGAGGAGAGUCUGGCAGAUCUGAGCUUGGCCCAGCUGCUGGCUGUCCUGCGUCUGGAUAGUCUGGACAUCGAGAGUGAGUGGACUGUGUGUCAUGUGGCCGUGCAGUGGUUGGAGGCGGCUCCCAAGGAGCGGGCCCCUAGCGCUGCGGAGGUCUUCAAGUGUGUCCGCUGGACACACUUCAGAGAUGAAGAUCAGGAUUACUUGGAAGGGCUGCUGACCAAGCCCAUAGUGAAGAAGUACUGUCUAGACCUUAUUGAAGGGGCCCUGCAGAUGCGCUAUGGUGACAAGUUGUGCAAGUCUCUGGUCCCGAAGCCAGAUAGCAGCAACAGCUCUGUUGUACCCACAGCAGAAAAUCCCCCCCAGAGACUGGGUAUGUGUGCCAAGGAGAUGGUGGUCUUCUUUGGACAUCCUAGAGAUCCCUUUCUCUGCUAUGACCCAUACUCAGGGGACAUUUACACAAUGCCAUCUCCUUUAACCAGCUUGGCUCACACUAAGACUAUCACCUCCUCAGCUGUCUGUGUCUCUCCAGACCAUGACAUCUACCUGGCCGCUCAGCCCAGGAAGGACCUCUGGGUGUACAAGCCAGCCCAGAAUAGCUGGCAGCAGCUUGCCGACCGCCUGCUGUGCCGGGAGGGCAUGGAUGUGGCCUACCUCAAUGGCUACAUCUACAUCUUGGGUGGGCGAGACCCGAUUACUGGAGUCAAACUGAAGGAAGUGGAAUGCUACAGUGUCCAGAGAAACCAGUGGGCGCUGGUGGCUCCUGUACCCCAUUCCUUCUAUUCCUUUGAACUAAUAGUGGUUCAGAACUAUCUUUAUGCUGUGAACAGUAAGCGCAUGCUCUACUACGAUCCUAGCCACAAUACGUGGCUGAACUGUGCUUCUCUUAAACGUAGUGACUUUCAGGAAGCCUGUGUCUUCAAUGAUGAGAUCUACUGCAUCUGUGACAUCCCAGUCAUGAAGGUCUAUAACCCAGCCAGGGGAGAAUGGAGGCGGAUUAGUAAUAUUCCCUUGGACUCAGAGACCCACAACUAUCAGAUUGUUAAUCAUGGCCAAAAGUUGCUUCUCAUCACUUCCACCACCCCUCAGUGGAAAAAAAACCGGGUGACUGUUUAUGAAUAUGAUACUAGGGAAGACCAGUGGAUUAAUAUAGGUACCAUGUUAGGCCUUUUGCAGUUUGACUCUGGCUUUAUUUGCCUCUGUGCGCGUGUUUAUCCUUCCUGCCUCGAACCUGGACAGAGUUUCAUCACUGAGGAAGAUGAUGCUCGAAGUGAGUCUAGCACUGAAUGGGACUUAGAUGGAUUCAGUGAACUGGACUCAGAGUCAGGAAGUUCAAGUUCUUUUUCUGAUGAUGAAGUCUGGGUGCAGGUAGCACCUCAGCGAAAUGCACAGGAUCAGCAGGGUUCUUUGUAAAUAUUUUGAAGCACUAAAAUGUUUCUACUACUAUGGAAUGUAUCUUAAAAAGAUUUCCUUUUCCUGAAAAGAAAAAUGUUGAUUAGGACUGCAGAUUUGGUUUAGAAAGGGUCAUGUUUGAAUUACUAAUGUAAUGUUACAGAAUUUAAACAGUCCAUGAUUAUAAAUCAACCUAUAUGAUAAUUUACUGUGCUAAAAGUUGAGAUUAAAAUAUGCAAAUAUGAACUAUUCUAAUUGAUUAGAAUGCUUGGUGGUUUUUUUCAUUGUUCAAAUAUUUGUUGCACCAGUGGAUUGUUUUGGUUAGUUAUGCCCUUUGUAUUUUGAUUUUCUACUUUAGCCUUCUGUUAACUUUUUUAAUUCUAUUUAGUGCCACGAAGAAUUUAACUUUUUAAUUUUUAAAAAGUAGAACAUUGGACUAGAAGUUGUUGGUAGGGCUUUGAAGGUUUAUAUUUUCCUUCAGAAUAAUGAAAGUAGUAGAUUUCCCAAAUUUUGAACUAGCCAGUUUUUAGUAUUAUAAGUUAGUAUAGUUAAAUUUGGUUUGGUUUUCUCCCCUUCUGCAAAGAAAAAAAUUUGGAUAUAUGUUAUAAAAUGGGAUUUCAUUUUGAUAAUGUGCAGAAUGGUCUCAAGAGCUCACAGAAAGUUAAAAAAAAAUCAGGAUUCCACUGCUUUCAAAGAAAAUUCACUUUUAAUUUUGGAAUAUAAUGUGCGGUUGCUAAAUGACCAUUUUUCUAUUUUAAAAAACAUCCAAUCUAGUAGAAUCACCAAUUAUUUAAACACCCUUCUAAACCAAAAAAAGGUAACUUGCUUUGUAAGAUCAUAUAUUUCAUCUAUAUCUGAUACGUGCUUCAUUCAAUCAAAUAAACAAUCCUUUUUUUCACUGGACAUAUGAUUGAGUAAUGUAAAUUUUUAUCUGUUCGUCAUGCCUAGUCUUAAAAAGUUUAUAUGCUUUCCUAAAAUAUCUUGGCUGUAUAGUUUUGGUGUUCAUCUUAGAGGAUUCUUCAGCAGGAAGUGAUUUAUUCUUUACUGUUUUUGUGAAGUAAUACUGGUUUUGAAAAUACAUUUAAGCUAAAAGGGUGUUUUAUUGAGAUCAGUAGUUACUGCAUCUAUCAACCAUAAAAUCAAGUACCCGCAGAGAACUUUAAAACUUAAAGCUGUGUAUGGAACUGUUUUGUGUAGCAUUGAAAUGUUCUGUCAAGUUUUGUAAGUCACUGUAUAUGAUUAUCAUCACAAAGUUAUUUUUCUAUUAAAAGUUGACAGUUAAAGAAUGUAAGUGGGUGAUGGCAUUUGGGGCCAAUAGUGAAAGUAUAUUUCGUCUAAAAUGUUUCCCUAGCAAUGGUGUACAUGGUUAUUUUAUUAGGGUAUUUGUAUCUGUUCUGUAUUUCUCUGUGAACCAUGCUCCAGUCUUUGUUUUUUGUCUUUUUGUUUGUUUUUGUGUCACCAUAAAGUAAGGGUAAGUCCAGAACUAGAAACUAAAUCACACAAAAUUGAUAAUGUUAAACACAGAGAAAUAGAGGUGCUUACAUUUUGAGGAUCUGUUAAUACAUAUGACUGUCACAACACAUGUCCCUGAUAGAUGGUGUACAUAUACAGAUGCUUAGAGUCUAUAAAUUUUUCUAUACCGACUUAGAAUCCUCUUUUUGCAUCUUUUUUCAAUAUGUUAAUUCCUCUUUCGUGUUUAUUCUGUAGUGACCGAAUGCUAACAUUUCUUACACCGCAUCAGAGUACUGAGGAGUAUGCCUGGGGUAGGGACCUGAAUUCUGAAUAAAAAAGAGGGAGAGAGAAAAGGAUUAAACAAA